GAAGGAAGUAAAGGUAGAAGGGAAAGGAAACAUCGAGUAAAAUUUCACUUUUAAAUUGUAGAUUAUUCCGGAUAAACAGAAGUAAUUUUCGAAAUUAGUAUAUUUAUUCAUUGUGAAGCUGAAGCUGUAGGAAUAGGUGCAAACAAAAGAACUGCCACUCGGUUUUGUUACGAGUAACUUCGUUCUAGAUUUCAGAAGCUUGAGAAGAGCCACAGACAUGCGUCUGAAAAUGAUGAUUGUCCUCUACGCUUUGGUAUUUCUCACGAUUUUCUUCGUAACAGCAACUGGAUUAUUAGAGUUUGGUUCAUGUUCAACGAAGUGCCAAAUAAGUUUGUUAGACACUUCUGCUUCUAGAAUAUUCCCACUACAUCAAUGCUCUUGUUCUCAGAGCUGCGCAAUUUAUGGAGAUUGUUGUUAUGAUUCUGUGUACCGGACUCAAGCUAGUAUAUCAAGGAAGAUAGGCUCGACAUGCCUCCAAGUACAUGGCAAAGGCGGCUUCCAAGCUGUAUCAACUUGUUCCCCCAAAAUGAAUGAAAUGGAUGUCAUCUGUAGUUCCAGUAGUUCUAGUACUUUACACCCGGUAACCAGUAGGAUUUCUGGUGUGACAUACGUUAAUAUCUUUUGUGCUCUUUGCAACGAUGAUUAUGAUUUACAGCAUUGGAAUGUCGAGUAUAGGUGUAAAGAGGAAAACAUUCCAAAAGAUCUGUCUUCCUUCAAAUGGUGGCAUCAGAAUCGUGAUAAAAUCUUUAGUUCUCAGAAGAAGCGGCAAUGCGAGUAUUAUGCAAAAAAUGAUGAUUUUACGUUUCUUGAGAGUUUAGAAUUGAGACCUUGCGUUUCGACUAGUGAAAUCUUUCGCUGUUCUCUUUCAUGGAGAAAUCGCUCUGUAUCUCAGUUGUGUCAGUCUUAUUCGGAUCCUGUUUAUGUAAACAGUAAGCUGUACAAGAACCUGCAUUGUGCAGAAUGCAAUUAUGAAAUUUUGACAUGGGCUAAAUGUCAACCGGCGAUUGUCGAAACUUUGUUAGAUGAAGGAAUGACUGCUGCAGAAAUUUUUCAGAUAUGUAAAGAAGGAGAAUUUGAAGACUGUUUAAAUUAUAUAAAUGGUGGUAGUCGUGGUAGAGAAGUUCGUUUUAGUUUCUUGUUCAAUGUACAUGGAAAAAUGUGCGUUCCGGAGCCGAAUAAAAUCUGCUGCGCUGGAGAAAAAUUUGAUCCGCGCUCUAAAAUGUGUCGACCUUAUCGUCCAGGAAGUACUGCACAAUAAACAUCAAUGGAAGACAUUUUAAUUUUAUGUAAGCUGUAUUUGCAUUUUGUUAUGCUUCUAUAAAUAAAUGAUAAUUCGUAAUUAGAGGAUGAACUGACUAACCAAGAAUUAUUCAAUACACCAUAAAGCUAUUUUCUUUCAACAAGUUCUUAAUGAUUCUGCCUAAACAUGAGGAAGAAGUAGUAAUUUUAAGCGGCGAAUCCAAUUCAUGUGUAUACGUAAUUGUUCAUCAAGUUAGUAAAUGCACUGUUUCCACGAAAUAUGUGCAAACGCAAAGCAAUAUCAAUAAACUGAAAGUCUUAUGCCUCCAACUUUUAAUUACUGCAAACAUAUUACUCAGCAAUGGCGCCAUCGAUCAACAGUUAGGCAAAACAGAAACUUCCAGUCAUGCAAUUAUAAACAAGAAUGCAGAUGGUUCUCAUAAAAAUCCAUCGUGUUGCCUAUAUUGACACGGAGAAAAACUGCGUUAUUAACGACUACAAUAGCAUAUGCUUGUAAUUUCAAAAGGAAAGAGAA
This is a messenger RNA of Stegodyphus dumicola, 1774 nucleotides long. RefSeq lists its product as uncharacterized. The record is from RefSeq and is a predicted model, not a curated record. NCBI's taxonomy places the organism in Eukaryota, Metazoa, Arthropoda, Arachnida, Araneae, Eresidae.